ACAUUUUUGAGACACCCUGUAUAAGAAAUAUUUGAAUUUAGCACAAUGUACAAAAGCAGUUCAUAUACGUCACUAUAGUGUCAAGUAUAGUAGUAGUAAUGUACCGAAGUGUCCGAAGUACUAUCCUACUACACGCUACAUGGAAGAUCAUUGAAGAUCAUGGCGGCCAUUAUUAAAGACACCGGUGAAAUUUGGAGCCGACUUUUUGAUCAUCGACCGUUUACCCAAGGUGAAAUCUCCUUCUUCCUGCGGGAAUUUCAGGAGAAGAGAGGUGACAGGGAGGUGGAACGACUUUUCAAAAUACUUGAAUACUCAACAGAAUUGAAGGAAAAUGAACUUGAUCGAACAGAGCAACUUGGGGAUUGCCAUUUGCCUAGCUUAAAAGCAAAUGUUGAUGUUGCACUGAGUAUGUGCGAGAAAGUUCUUCAAAGGGAACAUAAUUUUGACAUUGAUAUAGCAUUACAAGAAAACAGGGAAAUAAGAAAAUUUGAGUGGGAGAAGUUUGUCAAUGAUAUGAGUAAAAAGUGUGAAAAAGUAAAUAAUAUUUUCGAAGAAAAGGAGAACGAAAUAAAAGAAUUUUAUGACGAUCUAGAAAGAAAGUUACAUAUUACACCAUAAAGAAUCUAUUAUUAUAUUAUUAUAUCACUCGUAAUAAUAUUUUCUACUCUGUAAUAGCUAAUAUAAUAUAAAGUAAUUCCAACUCUGCA
Messenger RNA from Hylaeus volcanicus, 707 nucleotides. It is a transcript of the gene Muted, whose product is annotated as biogenesis of lysosome-related organelles complex 1 subunit 5. The coding region runs from base 160 to 618 and encodes 152 amino acids. Gene Ontology annotation, cellular component: BLOC-1 complex; transport vesicle. The record is from RefSeq and is a predicted model, not a curated record. Lineage: Eukaryota; Metazoa; Arthropoda; Insecta; Hymenoptera; Colletidae. The transcript is spliced from 4 exons.